This is a messenger RNA of Phalaenopsis equestris, 2295 nucleotides long. RefSeq names its product protein SUPPRESSOR OF GENE SILENCING 3 homolog. Lineage: Eukaryota; Viridiplantae; Streptophyta; Magnoliopsida; Asparagales; Orchidaceae. The coding region runs from base 185 to 2149 and encodes 654 amino acids. The transcript has 7 exons. Gene Ontology annotation, biological process: regulatory ncRNA-mediated gene silencing; defense response to virus. The record is from RefSeq and is a predicted model, not a curated record.
AGGUUUAAGCACGGCCUCGAUGCUUUCAAACCAUUUUUGUCUUUCCGGCGCACUCUCUCCUCUGCUAGGAGUUGCGUCCGGCGAGGUUACGGUAAUGACAUAUAGAGGCGUCGCCGGAACUGCUUAGCUCAUCGGAUUCAGGUGUUUGUGGUGAUGAAAGCAAAGCUACUCUCACUUAGAGAGAAUGACGCGGGAGCGAUAUUUCCCGCUCCAAUGGGAACCAACCCUUGAUAUUCGGUUCAGUUGGACAGUUCAUAACUAUCUGAACAUGAAUUUGGGAGAAGCUGUUAGCAAGCCUACCACUUCUUCAAGAAAUGCCAGUGACACACUCUCAGCAGAAGGACAUAUCUUUAAAGGAUCCAGUUAUGAAGAGAAAAACGUUACUUGCUUGUUCCAUCAGAUGAAAAAUAUAGAAAUAGAUCCUAAAGAGGAUGGUGAUAGGAAAUUGAAUAGUAAGCAUUCCAUUAAUCAACCUUGUAUUGCUGCUAGAAAAGAAAUGAAUGCUUCAUCUGAUGUUCCCAAAGCUUGGGAUUUGGGUGAUUGUGCUGCAGGAGAAACCAAACAACUAGAUGGAAGUUGGGGCUCUUGGGAUACAGCUCACAAGGUAUCUCCAUCGCUACAAAAUUGGUGGCAAUGGUUUGCAAGAGCUGGUAAGCCUGCUCCACAUAUCAGUUCUCAAGUUGAAAACCACGACUUGAAUCUGCAGCAUGAGUCAUUCUCAGCGGAUGAUCCUGAAUUUGAUGAACUUCUUCCUCAAGAUGUUGGUGGUGGUGUUGAUGUUGAUGAUGAUUUGCUAGAUGAUAGUGAAGAUGAUUUUAGUGAUGGUUUUUACUCUGAUGACAGUCAAAAGAGCCAUGAUACACGAAAGAAGAACAAGUGGUUGAGGCCAUUUUUUGAAUCUUUGGAUAAUCUGAGUUUGGAACAGAUAAAUGAACAAGCUAGACAAUGGCACUGCCCAGCCUGUCAGGAUGGUCCCGGAGCUAUCAACUGGUACACUGGUCUGCAAGCUCUAAUGGCGCAUGCAAGGACGAAAGGAAGAAUUAGGAUGAGGCUUCAUAGGGAACUCGCAGAAGUUUUGGAAGAGGAAUUGCAAAGGAGGGGUACGUCAAUCCUACCAGCUGGUGAAGCAUUUGGAAAGUGGUGGGGUCUAUGUGAGAUGGCUGCUGAUCAUGAGAUUGUUUGGCCUCCAAUGGUGGUUGUAAUGAACACAAUACUAGAAAAGGAUGAAAAAGAUAAGUGGAAAGGCAUGGGUAAUCAAGAGCUUCUUGAAUAUUUUAGUACUUAUGAUGCCGUAAAAGCUCGUCAUUCCUAUGGUCCUAAUGGGCACCGUGGCAUGAGUGUUCUAAUAUUUGAAGCCUCUGCAAUGGGCUAUUUAGAAGCUGAACGUUUGCACAAGCAAUUUAGAGGCGAGGGAAGAGAUCGAGAUGCUUGGGAAAGGCAUCCGACACUGUUCUAUCCAGGGGGUAAGCGUCAGCUAUAUGGUUCCUUGGCAUCCAAAGAGGAUUUGGUCAUCUUCAACCAGCAUUCCCAUGGGAAAGGAUGCCUCAAGUUUGACGUGAGAUCUUACCAAGAAAUGGUCUUGGGGCCAAUGAAGCAGAUGAGUGAAAAUAACCAGAAGCUGAUUUGGCUUAAGAACAAAAUUGUGAAACAAGAGCAGCGCUCAAAGGUUCUUAAGGAGACAUUUGAGGUGGUGAGCCAGAAAUUGCGUGAUACAUUCGAUGAAAAUAGGAUUGUGAGGCACAAAAUGAAGAUUCAACAUGAAGAAAAUAAAGAAGAGAUGGAUUAUCAAGGGAAAUUUGUCAAGGAACAAAUGGACAAAAUAAAUAAAAUCAAAGAAGAUAAGGAAAUGGCAUUUGAGAAUUUGUUACAGGAGCGAGCGAAGGCUAACCAAUUUGAUGUCAACUUUGGAACCAUUGUGGACUGCAAGCAGAGGAAUGAAGAGAUUAAAAAGUUCAUUUCUAGCCAGUUGAAAGAAAUUGAGGAGUUUGAAGCUGAGAGGAUAAAACUGAUGCGGGCUUAUGAAGAAAAGAAGACUGAACUGAAGCGAAAGCAUCUGACAGAGGAGAUCGAGUUAGAGAAGAACUUUGAUGCUGAACUUACGAAAUUGAUGGAAAAGUAUGCUCAACCUACCUUAUCAAAUUUAAAGUAGCUCGUAAGAUUUAAAAUAUGGAACAACUCUUAAUUAUUUUCUAAGCUGAUAGACAGAAGCGCAGUCUGAAUUUAAAGUACAUAUAUUUUUUUCUUCUGUAGUUUUUAUUGAUAGAUUUGAAAAGCAUGGUUUUUUUUAGCUCAAAA